AUGUUCUUAAAAUAUUAUUUGAACCGAAUACUUGGACGAAAAUUAACGUUUGCUAAAAAGCCGGACAUUAUUUUCAUUGUAGACGCAUACAAGGACGUGCCGCCGCAUGACAUUGGGGAGCUGCAGAGUAAAUACGGGAUAAAAAAGAUCUUGAUACUGAAAAGAGAUGAUCUGGAUACCUUUCACGCCCAAGAACCCCUUGAUAUUCAAAGCCUACCUGAUUUGAUAAUAUACUGCAAUAACAAGCUUGAAUUCAAAUUACGUGAACCUGAAAUACUGUAUAAGGCAGAAAUAGUUUUCAGCAGAUUUGGAUUUGGUGAAAGAUUGUUUGUUGAAGCCUUAGACCACUAUUCGAGCUGUGUUAUCAACAGCGGUAAGUAAAAAUAAUUCAUUAUUAAAAUAUGUAAGUGUACUA
Molecule: messenger RNA, 415 nt
Organism: Vavraia culicis subsp. floridensis
Lineage: Eukaryota; Fungi; Microsporidia; Pleistophoridae
Exons: 1
Coding region: 1-381 (126 amino acids)
Source: RefSeq, a predicted model, not a curated record